This is a messenger RNA of Lates calcarifer (barramundi perch), 3130 nucleotides long. RefSeq names its product v-rel avian reticuloendotheliosis viral oncogene homolog A (gene rela). The record is from RefSeq and is a predicted model, not a curated record. Gene Ontology annotation, cellular component: cytoplasm. Gene Ontology annotation, biological process: canonical NF-kappaB signal transduction; response to cytokine; innate immune response. Gene Ontology annotation, molecular function: RNA polymerase II cis-regulatory region sequence-specific DNA binding; DNA-binding transcription factor activity, RNA polymerase II-specific. Lineage: Eukaryota; Metazoa; Chordata; Actinopteri; Centropomidae.
UUCUACGCUCUUGUACACAGAUGUAGGUGGAGCGAGGGAGGCGACAGAACAGCCCUGUCAAGAAGUUUUUAGUCUCCUCUGUCGUGUUUGUAGCGUCUUUUAGCCGAAAGGAAAAAAAACAAACUACAGAUAAACAGGGCUGUCGAAGGAGAAGCGUGAGUCUGACUCGGACACAGCCAUGGAAGGUGUGUAUCCAUGGGGCCUGACCCCACUCAACCCAGUCCAAACAGCAAACCCCUUCAUAGAGAUCAUUGAGCAGCCAAAGCAGAGGGGGAUGAGGUUUAGGUAUAAGUGUGAAGGGCGUUCGGCCGGCAGCAUCCCCGGAGAGAAGAGCAACGACACCACUAAGACUCACCCAGCCAUAAAGGUGCACAACUACAACGGUCCCUUGCGUGUUCGUAUCUCAUUGGUAACAAAGAAUGCUCCACACAAGCCUCACCCCCACGAACUGGUUGGUAAGGACUGCAAACAUGGCUACUACGAGGCCGACCUGCAAGAAAGACGAAUACACAGUUUUCAGAACCUGGGCAUACAGUGUGUGAAGAAAAAGGAUGUGAAUGAGGCCAUAACUUGCAGGUUGCAGACCAAUAAUAACCCCUUCAACAUUUCAGAGGCGAAGGUGUGGGAAGAGGAGUUUGACCUGAAUUCAGUUCGGCUUUGCUUCCAGGCCUCCAUCACUCUGCCUACAGGGGAGCUGUUUCCUCUGGAGCCUGUGGUAUCCCAGCCCAUUUAUGACAACAGGGCCCCUAACACAGCUGAGCUGAAGAUCUGCAGAGUCAACCGCAACUCUGGAAGCUGCAAGGGAGGGGAUGAAAUCUUUCUACUGUGUGACAAAGUACAAAAAGAGGACAUUGAGGUGCGUUUCUUCCAGGACUCCUGGGAGGGAAAGGGCACUUUCUCCCAGGCCGAUGUCCACAGGCAGGUGGCCAUCGUGUUCCGCACGCCGCCCUACCGCGACACUAAUCUCACUGAGCCCAUUAGAGUCAAGAUGCAGCUCCGCCGGCCCUCUGAUCGCGAGGUUAGCGAGCCAAUGGACUUCCAGUACCUGCCCGCUGACCCAGAUGAAUACAGACUGAGUGAGAAGAGAAAGCGUACAGGAGACAUGUUCCAGAGCCUGAAGCUUGGGCCCAUGCUGUCUAGCGUGUCCAUUCCACAAGAUAGACGGCACAUCAGCCCAGCGAGGAGAACAGUCACAGCCAAGCCUCCAUCAAUGAACCCACAAGCUGCAGCUGUGGUGCCCCCUAGUGCUAGUGCAGUGAAACCCCAGCCCUCCUACUCAUACAAUCAGCCAGGCCAGAUCUUCUCAGUCCAGCCUAAGGCAGAGGCCUCCUCCUCCAUCUCAGCUGCGACUACAAACCAAACAUGGAAGAUCAUGGAGAGCCUGAAGCUGGACACCCGGCCCAAAGCCACUCCAGUGACCAACUUCACAAUGAGUCAGCCGCCUUCCUCCUCCUCCUCCUCCUCCACCACCACCACCUCCAGCGCCAACCAGGACUACUCAACUGUCAACCUGUCAGACCUUCAUGAAUUCUUCCCUAACAUUUCCUCGGCUAUGGCCCAGGAGCCCACAGCUUCUCAGGGAAGCACAGUUUCCUCACAGGCCAGCACCUCCUUCACCCUGCAGAGCUCUCAGUUCCGGGUGGACCCACCAAUUGUGGAUGAUGAUAUCCCAGAGUUCCCUAGCUUUCCCGAAGCCCAAGCCCCAGGCACCCUGGACAGCCUAAACAUGGAUGACUUUGAGGACCUUCUGAACCACCGCCUCAUGAGUGAGGGUGGAAAUGUCGCCUCAAUGUUGGCCCAAGCUCCAUGCCAACAAGCUGCCCCUCCCACCUCCUCUACUGCUGCCCAAAGCAACACAGUAUCCCAGAACACUUCUGACCCUGCCAGCAACCCAGGAAGCACCUGGAUGAAUUACCCCAACAGCAUCGUCAGCUUGCUCCAGAACGAGAGCAUGAUUGACAUUGCAUCCAACAACAGCCACCGGGCCCCUGUGCUGGAUGAGUUUGACGAGCUGAUGUCUGCUGACGAGGAUCGUCUUAUUUCCAUUUUCACAGUGAAAGCCAAGCUGGGUUUGUGUCAGGACACCCAACCUAAAGCUUGCCCACGCAAUUUUUUUUACAGACAUGUUCACAUAGACCACGUGUACUGACCGUUUAGCCUUCAGAACUAAAAUUCCUUUCCACAAGGUGGAUAUGAAGGGCUGGAGAAGACAGAAUGUAGCAAAACAGCUCACUGUGGACAUGCUUAUUGAAAUACCAGCAAAGACUAUUUAUGGUUUUCAAUUAGUGGAUUUUACCAGGCUUUAUAUACAGUUUGUCUGACAAAAUGAUAAAACACAGGACAGAGUAUAAUCAGAUUUUAUUGCCCUUGUUAAGCCUAUGUUUAGCAGCAGUCAUUUAUUGUUUCAGCCACUGUGUCAACAUAAUGGUGGAAGAUUUAUCCACCAGCAAAUGUUUGUUUUAAAAAGACGAUCAGAUGUCCUUGUAACAAUUCUGGUAACUCUGCUCAGUGUUAAUUGAUUAUCACUGUCUUUAAGUGAAAUGUGUAAGUUUAGUCUACCUUUUUAUUUCAAACCAAGCAACUGGUAUAUGUCAUUAAGAAUUUAAUCUGAUCUAGAGGCAAGUUGAUGCAAAUUAUGUUUAUUGACCAUGAAGUACUUUUUAACUUAGCAGAUUUUUUUCUGAAGGUGGGCCUGAACUGUAACCAUACUGGUGCCUUUGUUGAGAGUCUCAACAAAACGUAGUAAUGUUUCAAUAGCCAAAUGAAGGUCUCUAUGUAAAUAAUUAUCAAACAAGCAACAUUAAGUACAUGCUUAUAGCAGAGAAGUGUAAAAGGGGUUCAUGCAUCACUCACAGAGCUGUACUGGAUCUUGUUUUCUGUCUGGUGGUAAAACAUCUUAUUGUUCUCUAAUCAGUUUUUUGAGUUCUUUUAUGUAUAUGGCUGCCAUUUAACUCAACAGUUCAGACCUGCUAUACUAGUUAAAUUAGCUUUAUUGAGAUGGCACUAUGCAGUUUUGUAUUCAUAUAAUGUCAGCAGAUUGUACUAUAUGCAUUUUUUUUGCUGUUAUGAAUGAAUUCUGUUGAAAUCCAGAAACACUUUUCUUUGCAAUAAAAAAAAAUCAGUAUACAAA